GGGAGAUGAGAUGCUGACCUGGGGACACAAAUGCUGUCACCACCUCACCUCUCUUCUCUGGUUUCACCCCCAGGAGACGCUUCCCCUGGAACAUCAUCCUGCUGAGCAUCUUCACGCUGGCCAUGGGGUUCAUGACGGGGACGAUCGCCAGCAUGUACAGGACCAACGCCGUCCUCAUUGCUAUGCUCAUCACUGCCAUCGUGGCCAUCAUUGUCACCGUCUUCUGCUUCCAGACCAAGGUUGAUUUUACAUCGUGUCCUGGGCUCUUCUGCGUGCUGGGCAUCGUGGUGAUGGUCACCGGGAUCGUCACGGCCAUCGUCCUCUCUUUCAAAUAUGUCCCCUGGCUCCACAUGCUGUAUGCGGCCAUCGGAGCCAUCGCCUUCACCCUGUUCCUAGCCUACGACACCCAGCUGGUGCUGGGGAACAGGAAGAACACGCUGAGCCCCGAGGAGUACGUCUACGGUGCCCUGACCAUCUACACCGACAUUGUGUAUAUCUUCACCUCCAUACUGCAGCUUGUGGGCCGGGACUAGCCCCUGCCCUGCACCGGGCCCCCUCUUCUCCUUGCCGACCUCUGCUUCUCUCCCUCUCCUCCACAAAGCUGCUCCUCUCCCAUCUUGUCCUUGCCCCAGGAGCCUGGCAGAGCAGCACGUGCCCGAGGUGGGUCGGUGUCACUGGGCUCCUGCUGGCCCCUCUGCUAGGCCCUGUAGCCCUCCCGCUGCUGCAGGCCAGCUCUGUGCCCCGCAAGGUGUCUGUCCCUGGACCAGGGUGCCCAGCUGGCCCCCAGGACAAGGGGCUGUGCUCAGUGCCGGAGCCCCCACGGUCACAGCCGGAGUCGGGGGCACAGCUCAGGCACAGGGGGGGUCCUCGGUGCCUGGGCAGGGCUGCCACCACCCCCCGAUCCGCGGGUUCACUCGGCACGCGCCUGGUGCACAGUCGGAAGGAAAGGCAGAGGUCAGGGGCCUGGCAUGAGGGCGAGGCUUCCCGGCGGGGCGGUGUUUCCUAAGCUUGUAAAUAAGCAGCAAAACCAGUGCCUGUAUGCACUAUACGGCCAGUUACCGGCUCUCAGCCUGGUCCGAGAUUACUCCUAAUGCUUCAGCACCCCUACCUGUAGGCUGCUAAGGAAGGGGCUCCCCUUGACCCCUCCCAGUCUCUGGAGCCUGGGAGGUGGGGGGGGAACCAGCCAGCAGCAUUCAGCCAGGACCCAGCCUCAGCGCCCAUUCCCUGAGGACGCACUGGUGCGUUGGCAGUGCUGCUGUUACGCUGCCAUGCAUUAAACAGCCUUGUGCUUGCACAAGGGCAGUUGUGCGGCGGUUGCUGCCUCGGAGCUGAGGCCAGAUGUGUCUGCCUGAUGUGGCACCUCCCAUGCAGCCACUGGAGGGGCUGGCAGCACUGGCGGGGGGGGGGGGGGGGCGGGU
Molecule: messenger RNA, 1418 nt
Organism: Struthio camelus australis
Lineage: Eukaryota; Metazoa; Chordata; Aves; Struthioniformes; Struthionidae
Source: RefSeq, a predicted model, not a curated record